AUGGUGAAGGUGCAGAAAUCCUACAGCAUCAAAGAUGUGAAGUCGAGGAUGUGGGCCGUUUGCGAACUCAAUCCAUACGUGCUGCAUCUCUACUUCCAUGGCUCACCGCUCAAAGACGACGUGACCUUGGAGGAGCUGGGACAUCCGGAGGAAUUACAAGGAACUCGAACAAGGUACCAGGACGAAGCUGGCCUCCAGCUACUCGAGGCAGCGAAAGCAGGGGACUUCGCUGGUGCCGUGUCUGCCUUGGAGGCAGCAGCGGACCCAAACUUCUUCGAGGGCGAGGAUGGUCUGGCGCCCGUUCAUGCAGCCGCGCAGUGCAACACGCCACAGCUGCUCCAAUUUUUGUUGGAGCUCAAGGCUUUCUCGGAACAGCGAACCAGGUCAGACGGGAUGACUCCCCUGCACUGCGCGGCUAGAAGCAGCAGUGUCGAGGCGCUGCAGAUUCUUCUUCGACUCGAUGCUACAGUCGACAGACAGGAUUACAACUCCUGGGCGCCAUUGCACCAUGCCGUCGAUGCGGGGCAGCUCUCUCUCGUCGAGGUUCUCCUGGAGGCACGCGCCCCCAUCGACCAGCUGACCACAUGCUGGGCACCUCUGCACUUUGCCGUGGUGAAAGGCUACACCAAGGCCUCACAUGUCUGGUAA
This is a messenger RNA of Symbiodinium necroappetens, 648 nucleotides long. The record is from the annotation of a GenBank genome assembly. NCBI's taxonomy places the organism in Eukaryota, Dinophyceae, Suessiales, Symbiodiniaceae.